Molecule: messenger RNA, 1710 nt
Organism: Polypterus senegalus (gray bichir)
Lineage: Eukaryota; Metazoa; Chordata; Cladistia; Polypteriformes; Polypteridae
Product: G protein-activated inward rectifier potassium channel 4-like
Exons: 3
Coding region: 4-1638 (544 amino acids)
Biological process (GO): potassium ion import across plasma membrane; regulation of monoatomic ion transmembrane transport
Cellular component (GO): plasma membrane
Molecular function (GO): inward rectifier potassium channel activity
Source: RefSeq, a predicted model, not a curated record
CACAUGCUGCCAUAUUUGCCACGGCCAAUGAUGGAGAAUUCAGCAUGUUAUACUUUACCUCCAGAGCGUAAAAUGUCAGUGGUGCAAAAUGAAGAGAUUCAAAACAGAAGGGAUUCUUCCAUUUCCAAGAAAAGCAGCACAUGUGUAAAUCUUGUUCAACUACCCUGCACCAUCAAUACUCUUAAUGAGAAGACAUCAUUGAACAGGAAACUUAGCGGAUCAGAACCUGUCAAACUUCAAGCAGCCUUAUUCAAUAAAUCUCAUCAAAGUUUCUCAGUAAAUCCUGAAGAGUUGCCAAGGUACCAUAGACCUUUUUCUAAUGAUCAGCAAUUCAAGGACAGUGGCAACAAGUGGUAUACAAACUACACAAUGCACAACUCCUUCAGGACCUCAACUCCUCCUACACGUAGCGUAAUGUCGGCUCCCAGUUUUGUUUUUGAAAAAUCACAGAAACAGAGAUGCAAGCUCAUUGGUGAUGACCGUCAGCUUUACAGUUCCUCUAACAAAAAGCGCCAACGGUAUGUGACAAAAGAUGGCAAGAGCCAGGUUAACCUUGGCAAUAUUGAAGAAAAGAAAAGGUUUCUUUCAGACAUUUUCACCACCAUUGUUGAUCUAAAGUAUCGCUGGUUUUUAUUUGUCUUUAUGAUGUGUUAUAUUGUGACAUGGAUCAUGUUUGCAGAAAUUUAUUUUAUAGUUGCUUGGCUGAGGGAUGAUGUUAAUCACAUAAGGGACCAGACAUGGAAUCCAUGCAUUGAAAACGUGGAUAGCUUUCUCUCUGCUUUAUUGUUCUCAGUUGAGAGUCAACGAACCAUUGGCUAUGGUUACAGAAUGGUAACAGCCAAUUGCACAGAAGGUGUAAUUUUACUUAUGAUUCAGUCAAUCAUUGGUUCCAUGAUUGAUGCCCUCAUGGUAGGAUGUAUGUUUGUGAAGAUCUCUAGACCAAAAAAAAGAGCUCAGACUUUGAUGUUCAGCACAAAUUGCGUCAUAUCUUAUCGGGAUGAGGAACUAUGCUUAAUGUUUCGAAUUGGGGAUCUUCGAGACAGUCAUAUGGUGGAUGCCAAAAUAAGAGCCAAGCUAAUCAAGUCCAGGCAAACUAAGGAAGGCGAGUUCAUUGCACUGGAGCAAUCUGAAUUCAACCUUGGAUAUAACACAGGAGAGGACCGGCUUUUCUUAGUGGAACCUCAGAUUAUAAGUCAUACCAUUAACACAAGUAGUCCAUUCUGGGCCAUGAGUGCAGAUUCCUUGAAAAGGGAACAGUUUGAGAUUGUUGUGAUCUUGGAAGGAAUUGUGGAGGCAACAGGAAUGACAUGUCAGGCUAGGACUUCUUACACAGAUGAUGAGAUACUCUGGGGUUACCGUUUCGAGCCAUGCAUGUCUUUGGAGAAAGGAGCCUUUCGUGUGGAUUACAGCCGGUUUGACAAGACAUUUGAAGUUACUACGCCAUUGGUCAGUGCUAAAGAGAUGCAAGCACUGAAAGACUUAGAAAGGAAUGAGCAGUCCAUCUUGAGCCUAUAUUGGGAUAAUGUGGGUAAUACCUACCCGUCCGUAGAUCCAGAGAACAGACUGAGCCGAUCUGGCAUUGACCAUAUCUCAGAAGAAAGGACACCAGAACUGAAGGACAAAGUAUUUGCAGUUUAAUGCAUAUAUCUGAUCAAUUUGAGAUUGUUGACUGACAUCAAAUGAUUAAGAAGUACAUUCAUCCAAUUUUCU